AUGGGGCGUCCACGUCUCUAUCACACAGCAGAAGAGAAAGCCGAAGCUCGCCGCACUAACUCAAAGAAACAUUAUGACACGUAUGCUUCAUUUCUUUUUGCCACAUCUUCCAAGGAUGCAAACAUUCAUUUACAUGUGUUACACAGGAAUUGGGUUGAGAUCUGCCGCCGCUUGCGUCGCCGAUACAAGAAAAAGGUAGCGGCCAUAAAGGAAAAGAAAUUAAAGGAGAUAAUUGAAGGCUCCGACGAUGACAAUGAGAUCGGUGCGUUCAAUCUCAAUACAAUACAAACUACAUCGCUCUACACCUACGCCAUGGGAAAGGGACGUCAGCCCAAAAUCUCUUCUACUAUUCGCGCUCCUCUUGUCGUCAACAAUUCUACGUCAUCGAAGCAAGGAGAACGGAAAAAGGUCAUGGAGACCGAUCUGGUGGCCAAGCGAGUCCGAAAGCGUCAUGAGGAUGCCACCGCAAAGUUAUUCCUACCAAGUUUUCAUGCCGCUAUCCGGGAAGACCAAGUCAAGUCCUUUUUUGACCGCGCGGCACUCAUCUGGUUCCUUCGGUUUCCUGAACCUGAAGAGGAGGUUCAUGUACACGAAGCUUUUCUUGAUGAUGCUGGCUAUGAUGACCACAUCCGCCGCGAAUGGUUAAAAGUACUCAAAAAGAAGCUCUGCUGGCUUGCUGGCGUUUUCCCAAAAAACAUACAAGACGGCCCCGUGCCUGAAGACUCGCUUUGGAUGGUGGAAAUGAACAAAGCCGCCAAGGAAAUCGUGUCGUCGCUUCGUACCCGCAUAGACACAUCGGGUUUGGAGGGGAUCGAGCUUUGCUUAGAGGAUUCCCUUGCUCAAGCGAAAGAACGGGCUGCAUGGGAGGCACAGGAAAGGCUUGAAGAAGAGAAUACAAUGCUUCAUUUCUAG
Laccaria bicolor S238N-H82 is the source of this 912-nucleotide messenger RNA. RefSeq lists its product as uncharacterized. Bases 1 to 912 code for a protein of 303 amino acids. The transcript has 4 exons. NCBI's taxonomy places the organism in Eukaryota, Fungi, Basidiomycota, Agaricomycetes, Agaricales, Hydnangiaceae. The record is from RefSeq and is a predicted model, not a curated record.